Messenger RNA from Acanthochromis polyacanthus (spiny chromis), 8887 nucleotides. RefSeq names its product latent-transforming growth factor beta-binding protein 2. The transcript has 41 exons. The coding region runs from base 576 to 6785 and encodes 2069 amino acids. Lineage: Eukaryota; Metazoa; Chordata; Actinopteri; Pomacentridae. The record is from RefSeq and is a predicted model, not a curated record. Gene Ontology annotation, molecular function: calcium ion binding.
AGAAAGUGCGUGUGGGCACAUGGACCGAGCGGUGCUGUGAGUGGAAGCAACAAUACAGUCGACAAGGGGGAGUUUCUUCUUGCAAAGCGCAUGCAAUCCCUACAAAAAUUCCCAGUGACUUCAGAUCCAAGGAGGUGGUGAUAUUCAUGGGAGCACGAUUCAAACUCGCUCACUUGGAGUAGGAAUACAGCUUCAGCAGCCCUGGAGCCAACGCGCUGCUCUCUUUGCGCCUCUUUUCUUGUUUGACAUAACCCAAAACAGAUGGAAUAAUGAUUGCUUAAAAUAACACUUUCUCAGCGCUGGAAGGAGAAAAAGCUGAUAGUUGCUGACUUUUUGGACUCUAGUUAGGUGCUGAUCUGAUAACCUGAAGAAAUUCUGCUUACGCCUUACCUGGGCAUUAUGAAGAGGUAUCCAGGCUUCUUUCAUUCUUGGGAGAGGAUGCCGUCUUGCUGAACUCGUGUAGACUAACCGCGUUUGUUAUUUUUUGUAUUUAAGUUGCUCAUUUGUAAUUUCAGUGGCUCUGCGUAAAACUGUAACGCGAUCUGCGCUUUUACGCGGUAGUUUCAAAACUUUGCAUGCUCAAAAUGGACCGUGCAGGAUUUGCUGUUUUAGUGGUUCUGGCUGUCGCGCUCAUGCGGGUUAUUGACAGUCACAGGGACACAACAGGUGGGAGGAUAGAGGGCGCAGGGGCAGGCCGGGUGGUGUGGCACCAGCAGCAGUCCCGGGGGAUCAGUCAAGGUCACUCGCCAAAGGGACCGUCGGACGGUGCUUCCUCGGGACCGUCGGGUGAAACCUCCAGCCAGUCUCGGAUUCUGGUGCGUCUGCCCAGAGGAGCAUCAGCGCACACAUCCAAAGCAGGAGCCGCACAGGAAGACCAAGCCUCUGCGCCGCGGGAUGGCGCGCAGCGCGUCGCCAGACACCCGGUCAGCCAGCAGCAGAGAACCAGAGUGAACCGCAGGCAGAGCAGCAAGCCCGGCUCUGCCAGCAGCAGGCGACUUGUUGGACCCAAUGUCUGUGGAGGUCAGCAGUGCUGCUCUGGGUGGGCGCUGGCACCAGGAACCAACCGCUGCAUAAAACCUGACUGCCAGCCCCCCUGCCAGAACCGCGGCUCCUGCAGCCGACCACAUACCUGUGUGUGUCGCUCAGGCUUCCAAGGGCCCCGCUGUGAGGAGGUGGCUCCGGAGCAGGUGUACAUCCGCGAUCGAGGCGCCCUGAGGCGAGUUCAACCAGGCACCAACCCUUUCCAGAGAGACCAACCGCAGAGAAGGCCCUCAGAAAGGCACGCCAUUGAUACCACCAAGGUCCAGACCCCACGACCUGUGACUACCAGACUGCCCGACCACACUGCGACCCAAGUGAGACGGGGACCCCCUGACUCCUCCCCUCAGCAGACCGGGACCUCCCGGACCGUGAAACGUUAUCCAUCAUCCUCCGGGCCUAUAACCUCCAACGCUCUACCCAGUGGCACCGGUUAUGCUAAUGGACACAGCAAUGAGCACAGGAACUUGUAUGGACGCAGGAAUGGGCACAGCAGCACACACUCCCACAACACUCACAGGCAGACCAGCGACAGCCAGCUUCACGGACAGUUCAACAACGCUUUACUACCAGGCGGGGCCAACCUCACCUCCAACCUGGACCGCAUUAAGAUCGUCUUCACACCUAUGCUGUGCCGCAGGGUGUGCAAUGGUGGGCGCUGCUACAACAACUGCGAGAAGGGAGACAUCACCACGGUCUACAGCGAGACCUCGCAACAGCAGCAGCAGCAGCAGCAGCAGCAGCCAAAGAACCAGGGCUUCCGACUCUUCUUUUGUCAGAUCCCCUGCCUUAAUGGAGGGCGAUGCAUUGGCAGGGACCAGUGCUGGUGUCCGUCAAACUCAACGGGAAAGUUCUGCCACCUGCCAGCUCCACCUCCUUCCAGACCCACCCCUCAUAGCCACAAGGAUGCCGGCCACCAGGGACCAAAAUCACCAUCCCACUCCAUGUACACUCUGCCGCUGUCCAAUCAGCAAGCGUCCCUCCACCCAUCCUUGGUGAACGUCCACAUCCAGCAUCCUCCAGAGGCCGAAGUCCAGAUCCACCAAGUAGCUCGAGUCCAGCCUGGGCAGAGACAAGCCACCACUGAGGGGGCUCACUCUGUCCAGCAGCGCUCGCAGCCUGGGAAUGGACACGAACACACCAGUGAGCACAGCAGUAGACACCCUCACACCAAUGGAAACGGCCAUAGCCACACCACAACGCGCAUCCGCCAGAACGGACAUGUUGGAAGAUGCUUUCAGGAGACAGUCGACGGACAGUGUGGCAAGCCUCUGCCAGGCCUGACCAAACAGGAUGAUUGCUGUGGAAGUGUUGGCGCCUCCUGGGGACUGAACAAAUGCCAAAAGUGUCCAACCAAACCAGCGUUCGCAGUGAUCGCAAAUGGACAAGUGGAAUGUCCCAAAGGUUUUAAAAGGAUGAAUGUCACGCACUGUCAAGACAUCAACGAGUGCCUGUUGCCUGGGAUAUGUAAGAAUGCUGAAUGUGUCAACGCCAAAGGAAGCUACAGGUGCACAUGUAAGCAGGGCUACAUGUUGGAUGCUGCAAGGAGCCACUGUGUCUCUGACAAAGCGGUGUCUGACCAGAGGGCGGCGUGCUACCGAUCGAUUUCAGCAGGGACAUGUUCUCUGCCGCUUGCCAAUCACCUCACCAAGCAGAUUUGCUGUUGCAGCCGAGUGGGCAAAGCCUGGGGAUCCGGGUGUGAUCGCUGCCCUCUGCCAGAAUCAGACCACUUCAAGGAGAUCUGCCCAGCUGGUCACGGAUAUACUUACUCUCGAUCUGAUGUGCAGAUUUCUCUCAGACAGCUGGAGGCUGAUGAGCUGCAGAGCACAGGGUUGUCUCUGGAGGAGGAGAACCCCACUUAUCCUCAGUUUCCAUCUUCUCAGCCUUCAGUGCCGCAGUUUCCCAGCUACCCGCAAACACCACAAGUACCCCAAUACCCUGAAUAUCCCGAGACACCACAAGCACCCCAGUACCCUUUGACUCCACAGCAUCCUUUCUAUCCAGCCAGAGAAACACCCAGACAGCCAGACGAUGUGGAAAUUCUGAGCCCGCCAGCUGUUGUGACUGAUUCACCACUGAAAUAUUCAGAGACUCCUCCAGACUCGAAUGUCGACCUGACGGCAGAUACAAAGGAAAUAAUAGACUCACCGACUGGUAAGGACAAGUGUGCCAUUACUCCCACCAUAUGUGGCCGCGGGACAUGUGUUCCUGUGCAGACUGGAUACACCUGCCACUGUGAGCCAGGAUUCAAGCUCAGUGCACUGCAGACCAACUGCAUUGAUGUAAAUGAGUGUGAUGAGGACCCAUGUGAAGGAAAGGGCCGCUGUAUAAACAGCUAUGGCUCCUACACCUGUCAGUGCCACAGCGGCUACAGCCAGGUGAUCACUCAGAACAGGAAAUUCUGUCAAGACAUUAAUGAGUGCAGCAUGCCCAGCAAGUGCCAGAAUGGCAACUGCGUCAACACAGAGGGAUCUUACACCUGUGAAUGCAACACUGGCUACGCCAAGUCUUGGAGAGGCCUAUGUGAAGAUAUGGAUGAGUGCAGGGAUCCUAGUUCCUGUCACAACGGUGUCUGCGUCAACACUGUUGGCUCCUUCCACUGCCAGGCCUGCGACCCGGGGUUCAGGCCUGUCAAUGAAAGAUGUGUGGAUGUAAACGAAUGCUUGAACCCAUCCAUCUGCGGUCAUGGUAGAUGUCUCAACACCGAGGGCUCCUACACAUGCAACUGUUUCCAAGGCUACAAACUCUCACCAGACAACGUUUGCCAAGAUGUGGAUGAGUGUGCGCUUCCGGGAGUAUGUCUCCACGGCCGCUGUGUCAAUCUGGACGGCACCCACAAAUGCACCUGUAACCAUGGUUACCAAGUCACCUCAGACAGCAAAUCCUGUGAAGAUGUCAACGAGUGCGCAACCGGUAAUGCAUGCCCUGCGGGAAUUUGCAUCAACACUGCAGGUUCCUACACUUGCCAGGAUUGCAGGCCUGGGUUUGGACCAUCUGCUGACGGACUGAGAUGUGAAGAUGUUGACGAGUGUGCCCAGGGUGACUUGUGUCUGGGUGGAGUGUGCGCCAACACUGACGGAUCCUACACUUGCACCAGAUGUAAGACUGGCUACAGAGUGUCUCAAGACCGGCAGAGGUGUGAAGAUAUUGAUGAAUGCCUGUCCCUGUCUACCUGUGCCAACGGGAUCUGUCUAAACUCAGAAGGUUCCUACACCUGUGAGAACUGCCCUACAGGCUACAGAGUGUCAUAUGAUGGGGAGCUCUGUGAAGAUGUGGAUGAGUGCGCGCUGCCCACAACAUGCCCCCAGGGAACCUGUACAAACACAGAGGGUUCGUUCACAUGUGUCGUCUGUCAGCCUGGUUUCAGAGUGUCUGAGGAUGGACAGCAGUGUGACGAUGUGGAUGAGUGCCUGGUGGCUGACUCGUGCCCGGGCCAGCUGUGUCUGAACACACCAGGAUCCUACACCUGUAGAAGCUGUGACGAUGGAUUUCAACUGUCUAAAGAUGGUCACAACUGUGAAGACAUUAAUGAGUGCCAGACCCCAGGUGUUUGCCCCACGGGUGUUUGCGCCAACACAGAGGGCUCCUUCUCCUGCAUGGCCCUAGAACGGGGCUUCUCAGUGUCACCCGACGGGCUCUCAUUUGAAGAUAUGAAUGAAUGCGAGGACACCAGCCUGUGUGUGGGAGGCCACUGCACCAACACCGAUGGCUCCUAUAGCUGCGUUUGCCCGUCUGGUCUGGAGCUGGUGGAUGGGACACACUGCAGAGAUAUCAAUGAGUGUUUAACCGUCAUGGGGAUCUGUGGGGAAGGUGACUGUCUGAACAGUGAAGGCUCCUUCUCAUGCGUCUGCUCUAAUGGAUAUACCACCAUCGAAGGAGGGACCGGCUGCCGAGAUGUGGAUGAAUGCAGUAAAGACAAUGUGUGCGUUCGAGGACAGUGUCUCAACACCGAUGGCUCCUUCUUAUGCUUGUGUGAGGCUGGAUUCAAGUUCAACGAUGAUACGGCUGACUGUGAAGACCAGAAUGAGUGCAAGGAGUUUGGAAGCUCGGUGUGUGGUACCUGGCGCUGCGAGAACACCAUCGGUUCCUACCGGUGCUUCAUGGGUUGCCAGCCUGGCCAAGAGGGCACUGCAGACUGUGAUAUUGAUGAGUGCGACAAUGAAACAAUCUGUGGGAACCACGGCUUCUGCGAGAAUACAGAUGGCUCCUUCCGCUGUCAGUGUGACCAAGGAUACGCCAACCCACCCGGAGAUACGAGCAGAUGUGUCGACGUGAACGAGUGCGAGAUGAGCUUGGCAGUGUGCGGUGAGGUCCUGUGUGAGAACGUCGAUGGCAGCUUCCUGUGCAUCUGCCCCAACGACAAUGAGGAAUUUGAUCCCAUCACCAGCCAGUGCCGCUCCAUUGCUCUGCUUGACACCAAACCCAUCCCUUCGUCCGCUCCCUCAGGGGAGGAGAAGAGGAAGGAGUGCUACUAUAAUGUGGAUGAUAGGAACUUCUGCGAUAACGUCUUGUCUCGCAACAUCACCAAGCAGGAGUGCUGCUGUACAGUCGGUUCAGGCUGGGGUGACAAUUGCGAGAUCCACCCCUGUCCAGUCCUAGGAAGAGAGGAUUAUAUCCAGUUGUGUCCCCAUGGCUCGGGAUUAAUUCCCUUGCCUGUUUCCUCUACACAAAGUCUCGGAGAACAACGGCCUUACAUAGAUGCAAAUGAGUGUGAGAUGUUUGAAUCUGACAUUUGUAAGAAUGGACGGUGUUCAAAUAGCUUAGCCAGCUAUACCUGCUUCUGUCGCUCCGGCUUCUACUACGACAACAUCCGGCUUGAAUGCGUGGAUUAUGAUGAGUGUGAAUUUAGAAACUCCUGUGAGAAUGGAGAAUGUGUGAACACACCCGGGUCUUUCAACUGUUUCUGCAGUCCUCCAUUAGUGUUGGACAGCACACGGCGACGCUGCAUUGGUGUGAACACCACAGAAGGGCCUAUAGAAUAUGAUCACGAUGUGCAUGUGGACAUCUGCUGGCAGCGAAUUGAAGGGGACAACAUGUGUGCGGAGCCCCUCCAGGGACGCAGAACUACAUACACUGAAUGCUGCUGUCUGUAUGGGAUCGCCUGGAGUGGAAAUUGUGCCUUCUGUCCCAAGAGAUACUCUGAGGACUACGCAAUAAUGUGCAACCUGCCUUGGAGGGAAGGUUCAGAUAGUCUGCGAGAGCGGAUCGGAUACGAGUAUGGUGGUGAGGGGCCCGAGGAUCCUGCAGAGCAUUUAGGUCCUCCAUACUGGGAUAAUUAUGGCGGCGCUGCAGGACCCUAUGACAUUCCUGAGAGCGUUCCCCUGUUUAUUGACAAUGACUACAGCAUUCAGCAGCCACCAGUCCGAGUCCCCAUCCAACGACCACGAGAGAACCAGCCACAACAUGUGCACCCCUAUGCUGAUCGCAAUGAGGGGUUUGAGGGUCUCCGAGCAGAAGAAUGUGGAGUCCUGAAUGGGUGUGAAAACGGCCGCUGUGUGCGUGUGCGAGAAGGCUACACCUGCGACUGCUUCGACGGUUACAAACUUGACCUCGACAAGAUGGCCUGUAUAGACAUAAACGAAUGUAAGGACAUCAGCGACAAGGUGCCCUUGUGUCAGAACGGGCACUGCACCAACACAGACGGAUCCUACAAGUGCACCUGUUUGCCAGGCUUUGUGGCCUCUGCCAAGCCGCACAAAUGCAUCCCAACAAUCCCGGAGGCUGGUCUUAGGGAGGCGGGAAACUGAGACAGAGACCGUCGGAGCGCUGGCUUCUCCUGCUCCCUCAAAGAUCACCUUUCAUCCCUCUGCCCUUUCCCCCCGAGGGCCCGGCACUAAACCUCCAAUAGUAACGCUGAAACGUCCAAACUCGUUUCCCUGCAUACCACAAACACACACCGGCACAAACAUGUACACACAAAAGCACACACACUUGCAUUCAGCACAGAACACAUUCACAUCCCCCCCUCAUACACAUUCAAGAGGACCAGGAACUGUGCAGUGAAUGUAUUACAUGGGAUUUAGGAUUCACCAGAUAUCCAUUUGCCUUAAAGGGAUUUUGUGGACUGAUCUUUUUUAUUCAGUAACCCCAGGCAAUUUGAUAUACAGAUAUGCUUUCCACAUUAUUUUCUCUGUCACUUUCCUUUUUUCCUCUUUUUUUGUGUUAUUUAUUUCAUUUACAUGACGGGCCUCUGCAAACUAAGAAAGCAACCUAUUUCAGAGGGCAUACUUGAUUCCUCUUGUUUUAUUUGUCUCGCCAAUUGACUUCAGAGAGAGUGUGGGGAGAUAGUAAAUGUAUUUUGUAAAGGAAGGAAUGUCAUAAGAUUUCAGCCAUACUAUAUCAGCAUGUGCGUCACUGUCAAACCUCUCACCAAAAUAUGUCUCACUCAGUCACUGUAAUUUGCUUUGGCCUUGGACUAAACGGACGCCAGGGUCGACCAACUUCCAAAAUCAUUCAAAGAACAAACUUUUCCCACAGCAGCCUUUCUUCAAGAUUAACUGCAAGCUGAAGAUGAAGAAUCUCUGGACCAAGAACUGAUACGUCAGCACAGCCAAACUUCCACAUUCAAAACUUCCGCCUUUAUGUGCGCACAGAAAGACUGUAGAUGUAUAUGAUGAUCUAUGUAAUGUUCUGAAAGCGGUGCAAUAGGUGUGACCUGCCUUCUUCUGUUUGACACCAUUUUCAUAUAGUUCCAGCAAUGAAGUAGGAAAGCAUGGACUCAGUUCCUGACCCCGACUUUUUUUUUCUUUCUAACAGUAUUAACUUGUUUUAUACUUCUGAAAAAAAGAAAAACAACAAAAAAAAUCAUAUGCACCCUGAGUUUGAUGCUAGGCUAAGUUCUAGCCUAGUGCAGAAAGGUAAGCUCAUUUAACAAUCAAAAAAAUCACCGCUUAAAAUGAGAGAUUGGUUUUAUGCACCAAUGACACACAGGCAAUUAGAUCUCUGCUCUCACAUCAGACCAUUCCCAUGUGUGCAUCUCUGAAUGCAUGUCAAGACAAAGGCUUCGUUGGAGAGGUUUGGUAUAUUUUGUACAGAUCUAGUACUAUGUAUUAUUUUUGUUACAUAUUCUCUUAAUGCAUUAUAGCACAACCAAUAUUUUGUUUGACAUAAAACAUAAAAUGUAAGAAAAAUCUGGCAUUAUAGCUUUGUAGAUUUAUAUAUGUCUGUAAAAAUGUUUUUUUAAACAUAUCUUUUUAUGUAUGAGGAGAGUGGCUGACACUGUACCAGAGGAACUGUGUGUAUUCCCUGCCCUGUGGAGCAGACAAUGAAUUAUAUUUUUUGGAAGUGGCAGCACUGUUCUAAUCGCAGACAUUUUGUCUCCAUAAGUUCAUUACAAAGACAAUACUUUUGAAAUGCAAGCACCGACUUCUGUGCAUCACAACUUUACAGCUAAAUAUUAGUAAUUGUGAGCAUUAUUUCUUUUUAGUCUCUAUUGGAUCCUUACGUCAUGAAUGUAUCACAGACAGUAUCCGCCUCCGCCUCUGGUUAAUGAAUUCAUACCCAUUCAUACAUUGUAGUCUUUUAUAGUCAGGAAGAAAUCUCAGCAGAAUCAUUAAAGUCUAAUUCUAACUUUGGAUGAUAGCUAAUGUUGAUGGCUUAUACAGUUAACCUGCAUUCAUAAUCUCUAAAGCUACAACAAAUGUGUUCACUCGAUGCCCACCGUAUUUCACUGUGCUGUCCGGAAACAUUUAGGUCAAAGUCGGAAUGGUUAAAAACUUUCAAAACCACAAAUGACUUGAGAUAAAUGCCUUGUUGUGAAGCUGUGGUCAAUGGAAAUAUCAUGCUCAUUCAUUUUGUUUACCUCUUGACUGUAAUCACUAUCAGUCAUCAAAAUAAAACAUAAAAAAUA